Messenger RNA from Truncatella angustata, 882 nucleotides. Its product is annotated as spermidine synthase. The record is from RefSeq and is a predicted model, not a curated record. Gene Ontology annotation, biological process: spermidine biosynthetic process. The coding region runs from base 1 to 882 and encodes 293 amino acids. Lineage: Eukaryota; Fungi; Ascomycota; Sordariomycetes; Amphisphaeriales; Sporocadaceae. Gene Ontology annotation, cellular component: cytosol. The transcript is spliced from 4 exons. Gene Ontology annotation, molecular function: spermidine synthase activity.
AUGUCCGAAAUUACACACCCAACUAUCAAGGAUGGCUGGUUCAGGGAGAUCUCUGAAAUGUGGGCAGGCCAGGCCAUGACUUUGAAGGUCAAGAAGGUCUUGCACCACGAGAAGAGCAAGUACCAGGAUGUCUUGAUCUUCGAGUCCGAGAAGCACGGCAACGUGCUGGUGCUCGACAAUGUUAUCCAGUGCACUGAGUACGAUGAGUUCUCCUACCAGGAGAUGAUCACCAACUUGGCUAUGUUCUCCCACCCCGACCCCAAGAAGGUUCUGGUCAUUGGUGGCGGUGAUGGUGGUGUCCUCCGUGAGGUUAUCAAGCAUGACUCCGUUGAGGAGGCUAUCCUCUGCGACAUUGACGAGGCUGUCAUCCGUCUCUCCAAGGAAUACCUCCCUGGCAUGUCUGAGAGCUACAAGCACCCCAAGGUGAAGGUGCACAUUGGUGAUGGAUUCAAGUUCUUGGACGACUACAAGAACUGCUUUGAUGUCAUCAUUACCGACUCCUCCGAUCCCGAGGGUCCCGCCGAGAGCUUGUUCCAGAAGCCUUACUUCCAGCUUCUGCACGACGCCCUCCGUGAUGGCGGCGUCAUCACCACCCAGGGAGAGAGCCAGUGGCUUCACUUGCCAUUGAUCAAGCAGGUCAAGAAGGACUGCCGCUCUGUCUUCCCCGUUGCUGAGUACGGUUACACCACUAUUCCCACCUACCCUUCGGGCCAGAUCGGCUUCAUGGUUUGCUGCAAGGACGCUAGCCGUGAUGUUACCAAGCCCCUCCGCAAGUGGACACCUGAGGAGGAGCUCGAGAAGUGCAAGUACUACAACUCUAGAAUUCACGAGGCUGCUUUCAUCCUGCCCAACUUUGCCGCUCAGGCUCUCAAGGAAGAGUAA